AUGCACCCGCCACUAUCCAACAAGACCAACAGAGGCUACGUGCCUUCACCCGUUUUUCCCAGCUCCAACAAAUUUCGACCUACAUCGGAAAAGCGUAAAGAGAACGAGGAGAAGGGUUGUCAUGCUUCGCGCGUUUCUGAAGACGACCCUGAAGCACCGGAGCCGUUCUUCGCUCCCCAGGGCGAGCGUCCCUUUUUCGCGAAAAAGCGUCCUCCGCCGAUUGCGAAAGAGUUGCCCUCCUCACAGAAGAUAGAACCGGAGAGCGAGCCUCUUGCUUCUCUCUCGCUCGCGAAACACGCAUUGCUGAAAUCCAGGCUUCUUGAAUUCAACAAGAAGGCAGCGAGAGUCCUAUUCAGGACCUGGAUAGCUAGUGUGCUGGAAAAGAAAAGGAUGGGAUAUAGAGAGUGGCGUAUAUACAUCCAGUGUCACAAAGCUUUGACGGCUCGCAAUGAUAUCAGCAAGGACAAUCUCCCAUCCAAAAGCAUGGAGAGGUUUCGUUUGAUGGGUAUUGAGCCCGAGGACUUCAACGACGAAGUCUGGAUGCCAGGCGCAUUCGAGCCUCCUACGCAGGUCUCCAAACUGACCUUUGAAGAGCGGAAGGAGCGGCUGGUCCGCAAGUUAGUGGCCACCUUCCUGGUCGGGGUCGAGAAGCGAGCGGAGGAGCGCGAGCGCUUGGAAGAACAAGCUCCUCUGCAGGAGGAAGAGGAAAGUCUCGAAGAGGAGGGUGAAACCUCUUCGGCUGGUGAGGAGGGCGACGAAGCCGUAGAUGAUGCUGAGGAUGAUUUAGCGGACGGCGACGACGACAUGCAGAACACAGACGAAGCCGUCAGUGACGACGAACCCGUCGAUUCCACCGAGGCCGUCGAAAAUGCUGCAGAGAAGGCCUGUCGCCUGGACGACUCUUCAGAGGUACCUUCGCCGGUCUCCCACGAAGAGUACAGCGAUGCCCAUUCCCCCGCUGUGACUACGGGAGACUGCCUCCUAUCUUCACCUUCGCCCGUCCGAAGCUCACCGCUCCGCCAGUUCGGCGACCUUUCGCCCUCGAAGCCCACGGAUGUCAUCCGCGCGCCUUCUGCCGAAGCGAUCGAUGUGCCGACUACUGAGGAUGCGGAAAGUCCCGCGCAUGACCCGUCCGCGACUGUCGAGCAGGUGCCUCUCUCGACGCCCCCUGCACCGACGUCGCCCGAACCUUCCGACCAGGAGCUGCCGCUACCAGCACAGCAUAUGCAGCAUCCCAUACAGGACGUAACAUAUAAUGAGCAGGGAGCAGAGCCCCUGCAACCGAUGGCAGUCCGAGGGCCACCGGCGGAUUCCUUCGCCUGCCUCGCCGUCGGGAUGGGACGAGCCCCGCGCGACGACUUCGAGCGCGAGGUGUACACCGAAGGCCUCGCACGGGCGUACGCGCAGAUCCUCACCCGCGAGAACCUCGAGCACGACUUCGCCGAGCGGGGGAUCGAGCUCCCGCACAUCGAGGAUGACGGCGCGCUCAAGCCGCGCUGGGACAACGUGUGGGCGCUCGAACACGACGCGUACCAGGCAGUGUACGCGAACGCGUUCGCGGCGGUCCUUGCGCAGGAGGCGCUCGACGAGGAGGAGGCGGAGGACUCAGAUGACGAGGAGAGGCCGGUGGAUUGCAUGGACCAGGACUGGAAGGUCCAAAUACGGCGGCCGCGACGCGUGGUACUCGAAGACGUCGAGCUCGUCGAUGGGUCAGCCAUGGACAUCUCGUUUCAUGCGCCGUUGGACCCUAUGGAGUGCGAGGUGGUCGGGGGUCCCGCCGGUAUGUCGCUGUCGAUUCUGGCGGGUCUGGACGGCGUCGAUGAUGUGCCUAUGGACGUCGACUUACCCAAGGAAGCUGACGACGUCGACAUCUACGACGCGUCGAUGAUGUCGAUGGCUGCUUUCGACUUUGGCACGCCUGCGGAUCCCUUGCAGGGAAUACUCUCCGCGUUCGGCGGUAUCAACCUCGGCUCAGACGACUCCAUCGAGGUUGAUACGCACCUUGACUGGUAA
Molecule: messenger RNA, 2013 nt
Organism: Gloeophyllum trabeum ATCC 11539
Lineage: Eukaryota; Fungi; Basidiomycota; Agaricomycetes; Gloeophyllales; Gloeophyllaceae
Exons: 3
Coding region: 1-2013 (670 amino acids)
Source: RefSeq, a predicted model, not a curated record